Molecule: messenger RNA, 694 nt
Organism: Salmo salar (Atlantic salmon)
Lineage: Eukaryota; Metazoa; Chordata; Actinopteri; Salmoniformes; Salmonidae
Gene: rps8a
Product: ribosomal protein S8a
Biological process (GO): translation
Cellular component (GO): ribosome
Molecular function (GO): structural constituent of ribosome
Source: RefSeq, marked provisional
UCUCUUUUCUAGCCGGCGCCUGAGAAUGGGUAUCUCUAGGGACAACUGGCAUAAACGCCGCAAGACCGGCGGCAAAAGGAAGCCCUACCACAAGAAGAGGAAGUAUGAACUGGGUCGUCCACCUGCAAACACAAAGAUCGGACCUCGCCGUAUUCACACGGUAAGGACCCGCGGUGGCAACAAGAAGUACCGUGCUCUGAGGGUCGACGUGGGUAACUUCUCAUGGGGCUCUGAGUGCUGUACUCGUAAGACCAGGCUAAUUGAUGUGGUGUACAAUGCCUCUAACAACGAGUUGGUGAGAACCAAGACCUUGGUGAAGAACUGCAUCGUUCUCGUCGACAGCCUGCCUUACAGGCAGUGGUAUGAGGCCCACUUCGCCACUCCUCUGGGACGCAAGAAGGGAGCCAAGCUGACUCCCGAGGAGGAAGAGGUGAUCAACAAGAAGAGGUCGAAGAAGAUCCAGAAGAAGUUCGACGAGCGUAAGAAGAACUGCAAGAUCAGCCCUCUCCUGGAAGAACAGUUCAUGCAAGGGAAACUCCUCGCCUGCAUUGCCUCCAAGCCCGGCCAGUGCGGCAGGGUGGAUGGCUACAUUUUGGAGGGCAAGGAGCUGGAGUUCUACCUGAGGAAGAUCAAAGCCAAGAAGGGCAAAUAAAUCAGCUGUUUGAUACCAUGUCAAUAAAAACACAAGUCCCUC